Messenger RNA from Corylus avellana, 1079 nucleotides. Its product is annotated as squamosa promoter-binding-like protein 4. Gene Ontology annotation, cellular component: nucleus. Lineage: Eukaryota; Viridiplantae; Streptophyta; Magnoliopsida; Fagales; Betulaceae. Gene Ontology annotation, molecular function: DNA binding. The record is from RefSeq and is a predicted model, not a curated record.
UAGGCUCAAAUCUUUCCACUAAUAGCAAAUCAUAGCAAAUCCUGCUCCAAACUCGUUUACAAGAACGAACUGACACAUUCAAGAAAAUGGAGCUUGUGGUCCUCCUUCACCUUUUUCACCUUUUCCGUACACUUUCUUCACCUUCAUUACCCCAUGUUCCACCCCUUUGUUUCACCAUUCUGCACCACCACCACCACCUUCUCCUCCUUGUAACCUUCCACCCUUUCACAAUGGAGACUAAGAGCUUCAUCGAUGGGAAGCGAACUUUCAUUGAAGACGAUAUCGACGAUGAGUACUUAGAUGACGAAGAGGGAGGUGGUGAAAUGAUAAGCUUUGCAGAGAAUGAGAAAAAGAGAGCAGCAGGUGCUCCUCUCACAGGGAAAAGAGGGUCUAUUGCAGGUUCCGGCGGCGGGGUGUCGCCGCCGCGUUGCCAGGCGGAGAAGUGUGCAGCUGAUUUGACUGAUGCAAAGCGGUACCACCGCCGUCAUAAGGUGUGUGAAUUUCAUUCAAAGGCGGCCGCCGUGGUCGUUGCAGGGCAGCGGCAACGGUUUUGUCAGCAAUGCAGCAGGUUCCAUGAGCUAUCCGAGUUUGACGAAGCGAAACGAAGCUGCCGCAGACGCUUGGCUGGACAUAAUGAGCGGCGCCGAAAGGUCGGGUCAGCAGAAUCUAGUGGAGAAGUUUCAGGCCGCAGAGGGGUUAGGCAAGCUGAUGAUCAAAGAGGCAGAAUUCAUGUAACAAUCCCAGGGAAUUCUGGUUACAAUAAGCAUCUCCAGAUCAGAUAAGAUCAAUGGCUAUCUGCUCUCUGGCGCGCUCCCUCUCUUCUGUCAUCCUUAUAUGCCCUGCUAAUGAUAUAGAUAGUUUCCUUGUGUCUGCCUAGAAGACCAUCAAUAACCACCUCCUUGGCCAUUUGCUUUAGUUGUCUGCCUAUGUUGUUGUUGUUUACGAACUGGUUUUCUGCAAACUAUAUAUCCUAUGCAGAAUAUGCCUUUAAACCUUUGUAUUUGUUUUCAAGGACAUGGUCUCUACACAGACCACCUUUCUAUUUGAUGAGUGAGAGAAUUUACUAUUUGAUGCUUUGA